Tetrapisispora phaffii CBS 4417 is the source of this 336-nucleotide messenger RNA. It is a transcript of the gene MGP12, whose product is annotated as Mgp12p. The transcript has a single exon. The record is from RefSeq and is a predicted model, not a curated record. NCBI's taxonomy places the organism in Eukaryota, Fungi, Ascomycota, Saccharomycetes, Saccharomycetales, Saccharomycetaceae. Bases 1 to 336 code for a protein of 111 amino acids.
AUGAUCCAACGAGUAUUUUCAAGAUCUAUUCACUAUAGUAGACCAGCACAAAAUCUAAACAACGUACGUUUAACGUUGUUUUCUAAAGCCAAUUGUGGUUUGUGCACGAAGGCCAAGACUGUUUUAAGUUCUGUUCUUGAGGAAGACAAAUAUAAAGAUAAGGUGCAGCUCAAUUUAAUUGAUAUUGAUUCUCCAAAUAAUAAGGAAUGGUGGGACAAAUAUUGUUUUGAUAUUCCUGUUCUGCAUAUAGAAAACAACAAAUCAGGUGAGAUAUCGAAGAUAUUUCAUAAGAUGACAGAAUCAGAGGUUAAAGAUGGUAUUCAUGAAAUGGAAUAA